Molecule: messenger RNA, 190 nt
Organism: Symbiodinium sp. CCMP2456
Lineage: Eukaryota; Dinophyceae; Suessiales; Symbiodiniaceae
Source: the annotation of a GenBank genome assembly
GGCGAAGAUGGCGAGAUCACAGGUCCGCACAAGCACUUCGACAACCUCUUUACUUGGGAGGCUGAAACAGUCCAGCUCUACUUUGAUCCGGAGCAUGUCUCCUGGCCGUUUUCUGUGGACCAGGGCAAUGUCCUGGUCUUUGCGACGCAGUGGUGGCAGGAGCUCGGAGGCUACGACCGAUUGAUGCGAG